AUGACGUCCAACACUACAUCAUCACGAAUCGCGGAGCUCGCCGGAAUCAUAAGCAAUGCUGUGAGCAAGAUUCAAGGAGUACUCACCGAAAAAGGCCUUCCCCAGCCUUCUUUUGAUGAGGAUUCAAAGUAUGUACUACCGGCAGAAGCGCCUGUAGUAGAAGCCCAGGGUCAAGCUCUUGAUGCCGCCGGGGAGCUUUACGACCUCCUUCUUGAUCCAUUCACGCUGCUUUUCAGGCAUGGCGGGCACAAUAACAUGGUUUGUCAACAAGUCAUUACCCGAUUCAGAAUUGCCGAUCAAGUUCCGCCAGGAGGUCAACGUUCGUUUGGUGAAAUUGCCAAAUCAAUCGACCUCAAUGAGCAGUCAGUGACUCGUGUCCUUCGACAUGCCAUGACCAUGAGGAUCUUUUGUGAGCCCACUCCGGGUAUGGUAGCACAUACCAACAUCUCGAAGCUGCUUCAAACGCGGCAUGUGCAUGACUGGAUGACGGUUGCAAUCGAAGAGAUGUGGCCCGCGGCGAUGAAGACGGUUGAUGCCAUGCAAAAAUGGCCGGGCUCUCAAGAGCCGAAUGAAACGGCCUUCACACUUUCAAACAACACUACUGUAUCCAUCUAUGAUAUGAUGGCCGCAAACCCUCAACGAGCACAACGUUUUGGCGGGGCCAUGGUAGCCUACGCAUCCAGUCCAAGUGUCGACAUUGCUCAUCUCAUCGAUUCUUACGACUGGGCUAGUCUGGGCGACGCGGCACAGGUCAUUGACAUUGGAGGUGGGACUGGUGCGGUGGCCAAGCAGCUCGCCGAGCAGUUUUCUGGUCUGCAGGUAUUGGUGCAAGAUAUUGCCCCAGUGGUGGAUGGUGCCGAGGCCGAUAUUCCAGCAACUCUGAAAGAUCGCGUCAAGUUCAUGGCCCAUGACUUGUUUUCACCACAAGAAAUCUCGGCCGAUGUCUAUGUCUUACGCUGGGUGCUGCAUAACUGGGCCGAUAAAUAUGCCAUCAUGAUCCUCAGGGCGCUCGUUCCAAUACUCAAAUCCGGGAUGAGGAUCCUGAUCAAUGAGAUGUGCAUGCCCGAACCGGGUACUGUGGCACUAUCUCGAGAGAAGGACUUGAGAGCCAUGGACUUGGACAUGGGAGCUGUGUUUAAUUCUCACGAACGAAACAUUGGGCAAUGGCGAAACCUGCUUGCUGAAGCUGAUCCUCGCUUCGAGCUCAGAAGUGUAAUUCAGCCACCGGGGUCGAUCCUGGCUAUCAUUGAAGUUGAUUGGGAUGUGCUCUGCAGUCCACUGGGCAAUCAAUAG
Molecule: messenger RNA, 1293 nt
Organism: Talaromyces rugulosus
Lineage: Eukaryota; Fungi; Ascomycota; Eurotiomycetes; Eurotiales; Trichocomaceae
Exons: 5
Coding region: 1-1293 (430 amino acids)
Molecular function (GO): O-methyltransferase activity
Source: RefSeq, a predicted model, not a curated record